CAAAGAAGCGCGCGCUCAGGACUGAAAACAACAGAUCAUGCCCCCGCACUUAGGAGACAGCCACCGCAGGUUUCUCCAGUCCAUGAUGUCCAACAGCGUCAUGGAUGAACAACAGGCACGUGCACUUUACCAGCACUGCUGUGACAUUCAUAAAGCACAGUGUGUUCCUGACAAGUUGGAUGAUUUUAUUGAAACCAUCAACUCAAAACUCCAGCCUAUGUUCAUGCAGAUAAGAAAGGGGAUGUCAGAGGACAAUGGCCAGCAGUAUUACGCUUUAGUGAACAUGGCUGAAACAGAUGUGACUAGAAUGUCCUCUGAUUAUGCUGAUAAUGAACUGGAGCUUUUUAGGAAAACAAUGGAUCUAAUUGUGAGCUCUGAAAAUGGUAAGGUUUCUUCCACUGAUGUCCUAAACGUUGCUGACACUUUGACUAUCAAAAAACUCAAGAAAAGUGAAGCAGAGCAGGUUUUGAACCGACUUGUGCAGGAUAAAUGGCUCAAUGAGAAAAGGGGGGAAUUCUCUUUGUCCAUCAAAUGUAUCAUUGAGAUGGAGCCAUACAUAAGAAGAAUGUAUGAAGACCAGCUCAAAAUGUGUCAUAUAUGUCACAACGUUGCUUUCCAGUGCCAGAUUUGCGACAGUCCCACGUGUGGAAUAAAAAUACACAAUCCAUGUGUGGCCAGGUACUUCAAGGGCAGAGUUGAGCCCCGGUGUCCGGCUUGUGAUGAAUUUUGGCCUUACGAAAUCCCUGAAGUCCGGCACUAAGAUCUGUCCUGUGAAGAUGAUCUAGUUUUCUGUUU
This is a messenger RNA of Periophthalmus magnuspinnatus, 795 nucleotides long. It is a transcript of the gene nsmce1, whose product is annotated as NSE1 homolog, SMC5-SMC6 complex component. The record is from RefSeq and is a predicted model, not a curated record. The transcript has 8 exons. NCBI's taxonomy places the organism in Eukaryota, Metazoa, Chordata, Actinopteri, Gobiiformes, Gobiidae. Gene Ontology annotation, molecular function: ubiquitin-protein transferase activity. Gene Ontology annotation, biological process: double-strand break repair via homologous recombination; DNA damage tolerance. Bases 38 to 760 code for a protein of 240 amino acids. Gene Ontology annotation, cellular component: nucleus; Smc5-Smc6 complex.